GUCGGUCAGAACUCAGAAGUCAGAAGGAGCAGUCACCGCGCGUCCAUGAGUUGAUGCGAACUAUUUGUAAAAAAUGUUGUCUCCGCGCCGUGAAACGAAACAUCAAUACUAAAAAUACAAUCUGUGUUCAGUGAUUUUUAUUCCAUAAUCCUUUCAGACGAAAUAUCAGCAACCAUGUUUCGAAGUGAAGAAAUGGUAUUAUGCCAACUCUUUGUGCAGCCGGAAGCAGCAUAUGUGUCAAUGUAUGAGCUCGGAGAGGCGGGAAUAGCGCAGUUUAGAGAUUUGAAUCCACACGUGAAUGAUUUCCAACGGCGAUAUGUGACUGAAGUGCGACGAUGCAGCGAAAUGGAGCGAAAACUGCGUUGGGUGAGCGGAGAACUCCCAGAGCCGCCGCCGCCGCCCAAACCUGCCCCAAGAAUCAUGAGCCCGAGGGAAAUCAACAUUCUAGAGGAGAGAAUUGACUACAUCGAAUCUGAAAUCCAAGAAAUAACACGAAACGCGCAGAAUCUAAAAACGGAUUACCUUUCUCUUAUCGAAUUGAAAAUAUUAAUAGAGAAGACUCAAACGUUUUUCCAAGAUCAUAGUGCCCAUAGGAAAAUAUCUGCUUCAGUGCAAGUGUACAACAAUGAAGGGGUUAUAGGACACUUGGGUUUCAUUGCUGGUGUUGUUGCUACUCCGAGAGUGCCGUCUUUUGAGAGAAUGCUAUGGAGGAUAUCACAUGGUAACAUAUUCUUCAAACAAGCCCAAAUUGACGAACCUUUAAAAGACCCUGUAACGGGUCACGAGCUACAAAAGACAGUAUUUGUCGUGUUCUUCCAUGGCGAGCAAAUAAAAUUGCGUGUAAAAAAAGUAUGCACUGGAUUUCAAGCGACUUUAUACCCUUGUCCAGCUACUUAUAAGGAUCAACAGGACAUGUUAGCAGGAGUGGAGACUAGAAUAAAGGAUUUGGAGAUGGUACUAGAACAAACUGAACAACACAGACGUUUAGUACUCACUAACAUCGCACGAGACAUAAGCACUUGGAUGGUCGCAGUGCGGAAGGAAAAAGCGAUAUAUCACACACUGAAUAUGUUCAGUAUGGACAUAAUAAAGAAGUGCCUUAUAGCGGAGUGCUGGGUGCCGAGACAGGAUCUGCCGUUGCUACAGAAGGCUUUGGAUGAUGGAGUGAAAGCAAGCGGCAGUCCAAUCCCAUCGAUCCUGCAUCACGUACACACAACGGAAAUUCCGCCAACAUUCAACAGGACCAAUAAAUUUACACGGGGCUUCCAGAAUCUCAUUGAUUCCUAUGGAAUCGCCAGCUAUAGAGAAGUGAAUCCGGCACUGUAUACGAUAAUAACAUUCCCGUUUCUGUUCGCCGUAAUGUUCGGUGACAUGGGCCACGGCCUCAUAAUGACCAUAUUCGCUGCUACCAUUAUAAUCCUAGAGAAGAAACUAGCAAAGAACAAAACGGAUAACGAAAUUUGGAACAUUUUCUUUGGAGGUCGUUACAUAAUAUUGUUGAUGGGGAUAUUUUCUAUAUACACCGGCUUGAUAUAUAACGAUUUGUUUUCGAAGUCUUUGAAUAUUUUCGGGAGUAGCUGGAGAAAUGUGUACGAUAAUGAAACGUUGAGGAAACAUAGAAGGUUGGAGUUGGACCCGGCGAUUGCGUACUCGCAAACGCCGUACCCGCUGGGUAUAGAUCCUGCGUGGCAGUUUGCGGCCAACAAUAUAAUAUUUCUGAACUCGUUCAAGAUGAAACUGUCCAUAAUAUUUGGCGUGUUACACAUGGCCUUCGGGGUAACAUUGAGUGUGGUAAACUUCAAUUACUUCAAGAGGCCCUACAUGAUAUACCUGCAAUACAUACCACAGGUGUUGUUCCUGCUUCUGCUGUUUUGGUAUUUGUGUAUCAUGAUGUUCAUGAAGUGGAUAAUGUAUUCGACAGUAUCAGAUGAUCCCGCAUACGACUCAGCAUGCGCACCCUCCGUGCUGAUAAUGUUCAUCAACAUGAUGUUGCUCAAGAGCACGGAGGUGCGCUCGUCGUGCCGCGCCGACAUGUACGCGGGCCAGCACGCCGUGCAGCGCACCUUCCUCGCGGUUGCCUUCCUUUGCAUACCCGUCAUGUUGCUGGGGAAACCGCUCUACCAGAUGUAUAAGAAGCGGAACCUGAGUCCAACAGUAGAAGAUGGUGAAUGUGAAAAAGCCACACCAGACGAAGGCAUCGGCGAAAUAAUGAUAACACAAGCGAUACACACGAUCGAGUAUGUGCUUGGCGCCGUCUCGCACACCGCAUCGUACUUGCGGCUAUGGGCUUUGUCUUUGGCGCAUGCUCAACUGUCCGCGGUGCUGUGGCAGCGGCUGCUCCGCAUGGGGCUCGGCGGCGGGUCGCCCGCGAUGGCUAUCGUGCUAUACUUUAUAUUCGCCGUGUGGGCGUUCUUCACGCUUGCCAUACUCGUGCUUAUGGAGGGGCUCUCGGCGUUCUUACAUACUUUGAGAUUGCACUGGGUGGAAUUCAUGAGUAAAUUCUACGAGGGUCAAGGAUACGCCUUUCUCCCAUUCUCGUUCGCGGUUAUCCUUGAACACGACGAAGAAGACAUUAAAGAGAAACCUAACGGUUCGCCCCAAUGACACGAAAUAUACCACACUGACCACACUUCCCGGGAUACUUUAGACCCGGAUAUAGAACAUCGUAAUUGGUCCAGCCACUUCGCACCAACUUACAUUUAACCACACAAAAACCUGAAAUACAAUUGAAUUCGUGCCUAUUUUUUGUAACUCGAUAUAUUUAUGCUUGGAGUCAUUUUUAUAAUUGACAUAGUUGUUAGAAUGUAUAGGAAUAAAUAAUUAUUUAUCGUUUGAAAAGUCGAAUUUUUAAUUGCUUUUUAUUGGCUCAGUUUUAUUGUAUUAUUUAAGGUGAAGUAAGUAGUGUAUUUCAGGUUCGAUAUGGAUAAAAUGUGUUAUUCUACCUAUAAAUAUCUUAUGUAAUUUUCUAUUAAUAAACUCAUCUAACUUAAAGAUAUAAGUCACUAGCUAGUUGAAAUCAAUCUAGCGUCAAAACUUAUGAUAUUAUAAUUGUUCAAUAUUGUUACACUUCUAUUGAUACGUAUAAAAAAGCACAUGAAAAGAAAGGAUGUUAGUUUGUAAAAAAAUGCAAUAUUUAAUACUUUAUACGUUUAAAUCUUACGUUGUAGAGGUUAUACUAAAAUGUAGAUAGAAAUAGCAAAGACACGCAAUUACAAAUCAGUCUAUGCCUAGUAAGACUUAUUAUUAAUUCAACUGAACCAAAAAUGCACGAGUAAAUUUAGUCGCACUCUUUAACAAAAACGAGCUUAGCGGUAAAAUAUUUUAAAAAUCGUUUGAAUUGAGACAUAGAUUUAAAAAAGUCACAAAUAUAUUGUGUCCAAACAUGAAAUCUAUUGAGUUUUUCUAUCUAACUCUAGGGCAGACACGAAAAUAAAAUAAUUAAGUCCCGUGUCCCCUAGUGGGGUAUGGGGCAGAUGAUGCACAUAUGUUUCAUUGAUCGAUUUUCUUUACGGACAAGUAGGUGAUCAGCCUUCUGUGUCUUGCUAGACCGAGACUUUUUUUUUGUGCGUCCCCACCGGGAAUUGAACCCAGGACCCCUCGUUUCUACGCUCACCAAGGAGACGGUCGGUAUGUAUGUAGACACAUGUAUAAAUGGUAAAAAAAAUAAUAUCACUGCCGUAUUCUAAUGGCUCAGAGAAUCGUUCAACAACAUUAGAAAUAAUUAAUUAUGGUAAUUUUAUGUUGUUAUUAUUAAUUAUUAGAGAGUACCUUUAAGUACCUAUAUAAGGUCAUAAUUUUUGUUCUAAGUAAAAAGGUAUUCUUUGCAACUAUGUGCCUUCAAUUUCACCCAUAUUGUACUGUAAAGUAUUGGCCUUUAUAUAAAUUAGGUAACGUAAAGGUAAAUGAUCUAGAAAACAAAGCGUAUGAUCUAAUAGUAUCCUUAGUUAGAAAGAGUGUUAAUGUAACGAUGUUGAUUGUUAUUUGAUUUGUUCUUUUAUUUUUAAUUAAUGUUUAUGUUAUGUUAAUUUUUUAUUGGAUAAUCAUUUUAAACGUUGUGUACGCGUCAUUUUAUAAUACUUAUUAGAAUGCCUAUAUAUGGCAAUUAAUUAAUUGUCUAUAAUUACAAUGUGUACGUUUCACUUAAAGAUCGUGUCACAAUUUCUGGUCUUGUUCAGUUGUUCUGUUUAUAUUUUAUUUUAACUGUCAGGAAGUUUAGUUUUUACUAAACUUCAAUAAAUGUAAGACAGGCUAUCAACGACUUUGCAAGUUGUGAAACUGGCCCUUUUUUUUUUGUUGCGUAUUCUUAAAACACGAAAUAUUUAUUAGUCUUAUAAUAAUAAGGUUGACAUUAUUGUAAAGGAGUGAAACAGUUUGUUUAAAUUGUCAUAAUAUAAAUAAACUUAUGUACAUAUAAUUAGAAGGUUGUAAUAAUUAAAGAUUGCACUCGACAUUAAAAACAAUCAUAGAAGUGCCUUAUAGCGCUUAGUUAUUUACUAAAUUGCACUUAAGAAUUUAAAAAGUAUCACUAUUUUGUAAAGUAUAAGAAAUUUAUCUGUAAAAGUAGUAAUCAGAACAUUAAAUUACAAAAGUCGUCAGAUACAAUAUUCCCAUUAGGUAUUCGUCCCAUAACUAGCGAAAAAUGUCUACUAGCACAGUUUAAUAGUUUUAACUAGUUCUCGAUCCAGUAGUUUUAUGAUUACUUCGGUUCUAGCCUACUACAUCACUAAGGUUUUAUAAAUAAUUAUUCUAGAAAGCACCAAAGACCGAUACUUAUAAUUAGAACUAACGCUAAGUUGUUAAGUCAAAAUGGAAGUUAUUAAAAAGUAUUGUUAAUACCACAUUAUUCGUUUGUAUUUCAUUUGUAUUUCAGCACUUAACUAUACUUAAAUCCGAUCCCAUAACAAAACUAUUAAAAGGUUUCACAUAUCGCAAAGACAGGUAUUUAUACGAACAAUCUUUAUUCAAACUUAUUGACUUUGCAGAACUCGUUUUACCAUGUAUAAUUUAAAAUAAUAAAACAAAAUACAUCUACACCAUUCCUAAAUAAAUGAAUCUUAUU
Molecule: messenger RNA, 5059 nt
Organism: Zerene cesonia (dogface butterfly)
Lineage: Eukaryota; Metazoa; Arthropoda; Insecta; Lepidoptera; Pieridae
Product: V-type proton ATPase 116 kDa subunit a1-like
Exons: 14
Coding region: 175-2604 (809 amino acids)
Biological process (GO): vacuolar acidification; proton transmembrane transport
Cellular component (GO): vacuolar proton-transporting V-type ATPase, V0 domain; vacuolar proton-transporting V-type ATPase complex; plasma membrane
Molecular function (GO): ATPase binding; proton-transporting ATPase activity, rotational mechanism
Source: RefSeq, a predicted model, not a curated record